Papilio machaon (common yellow swallowtail) is the source of this 3371-nucleotide messenger RNA. RefSeq lists its product as uncharacterized. The coding region runs from base 255 to 3200 and encodes 981 amino acids. The record is from RefSeq and is a predicted model, not a curated record. Lineage: Eukaryota; Metazoa; Arthropoda; Insecta; Lepidoptera; Papilionidae. The transcript has 14 exons. Gene Ontology annotation, molecular function: DNA-binding transcription factor activity, RNA polymerase II-specific; RNA polymerase II cis-regulatory region sequence-specific DNA binding. Gene Ontology annotation, biological process: regulation of DNA-templated transcription.
ACUUGUGCUGUGUUGAAUGGACGAUUGAAGAAGACAUUAAUUUAUUAAAAAUGUAAUAAAAAAUUGUUUGAAUUACCAAUGUCAAAUCAAAUCGUACUACGUAACCUAAUCGUUUCAUUAAAAGUUUCCUAAAAACGUUUAAAGUUAAUUUCAUAUGAAUUAAAUAAAUAGCGACCUUGCACUUCAACAGCUGUCAACCAGCAGGAGUGAGACAAGAAUGGAAUAAACAAAAAAUACAAUAAUAUAUUUUCAUCAUGAGGAGCGUAAGUUCCCAUCUUCUAGAAGAUAAAAUGGAUGAUGCCGUUACACAUUAUAUCAAUUCGCACCAAUCUACAGAGGCAGUGCAUGUGGAUGCCAAUUCUCUUGCACUCAACGUGCAGGACGACGGCGGUGGUAGGGUGGUGACAGUGAUGCAGCCCCUCAGCUUCUCAACAUCACAAAUGUGCAGACAAGUAUCAGUCAAUGAUCAAGUGAGUGAGGGUCAAUGGAGUGAAGAACUUAUGGACCCUGAAAGUAGAUUGGCAGCUAUAGUGGCACACCUCUCACGUCCAUCAAAUCAUCAAACACAUCACAAGAUAUCUGCAGUCAGGAACGAUGUAGACACAUCAGUUAUAUUAGAUGCACCUAUGAGACUGUAUAAUGGACCACCAUUGGAUAGUACUAUGUUGACGGAGCAAGAUAGACAAGUACUAGAUAUAGCAGCCAGCGCAUCUCCAGUACAAAACAAACAUCAAAGUAAAAAGAGUCUUCCGCAUAAGAAGAGGAUCUCGAAAAAGUUGAAAAGAAACACGGGAAAUAGUACUCCGCAACAAGAACAAAUAGUAGUGAUACAUUGUAACCCGCAAGUAUCACAGGAGGAGAUUCUCCCCGAUAACUUUGUUGGUGGUGUUCCUCAUCCGGACCAUCUUGCACCAGACCCGCACCACAUAGCUCAUGAUAUGCGACCAAUUCUGCUGUGUCAGUUGUGUGGUGAGUUCUAUGGAGAGGAUCAGGUCAAGUUCUACCAUCACCUCCGGCAGCACUACGAGCCUCAUGGCACCAUCAUCAUUGAGAACCCAGUUCCAGACCUCUCCAUUGAUAAGAUGAGCAACACAUGUAUAGUAGAUAAUGUACAAACUCUCCCCGACUCGCUCGUUGAACUGUCUCUAGAGAAUACAGUGCCAAAGUCUAUAUACCAACCCAUAGACAAACAUAUAUUGUAUACGACAAGUGACAAGACUCUAUCCUGUCACAAUAAGGUCCAAUAUACAAUGGCAGGUGAGAAGGAACUACCUCAGGAUAACAACAAAACAGAUUUGUAUGAUACAUUCGGGAAGCUGGAUCUGUACAAUUGUCCCAAAUGUGAUAAGUCCUUCAAGAAACAGAAGCAAUGUGAGGAACAUGUUAAAGAUGCACAUUUGAAUCCUAAGCUGGAGGACAUGGGUGAGUUCAGCGAGCCGGAAGACCUGAUGGCCGGCAUCCAUGUGGCUGUGGAAGACGGCGAGCAGUACGAGCCCACACUGCUGCCUCACCUCGUGGUAGAGAAUGGACAUGUACACCAGGACCACGUCAGGCACUGGUAUAUGCGCGGCAGCGGCGAGAUGUGCUGCGACGCGCCCGACUACUGCGCAGUGUGUCCCGCCCCGCCCCCCGCACCUCCUCCCUUACCGCCCCCACCUCACCUCGCCCCGCCCCCGCCUGCGCCCGCCCCGCCCCCUCCACAGCCAGCCCCGCCCCCGCUCGCACCAGCCCCGCCCCCACUCGCACCCGCCCCCUUACCUCCAGUCAGUACACCCGCAACUAUGAACGGACAGUCACCGCAACUUAAAGAAGAAGUUCUUCAACGGAUAUUUGAAAGCGAAGUGCCGAAUCAGGAGACUCCUUUUACAGCAAUAAUUGAAAAUCCAUCGGAGCCCCCCAAACCACCGGAGCCUCCGCGCGAGGAGCAGAAGACUAAAGCGCCCGGUGGCAAGAAGAAAGCUCUGAAGAGAUUCGAAUGUCCGCUGUGCGACCGAGUGUUCCACCACAGGAACAGUCUGCUGUACCACAUGCUGAUGCAUGGAGAGAAGCAGCACUUCUGCAAGGACUGCGACAAGGGAUUCUACACCGCCGCAGCUUUGAAGGUACACCGUCGUGUGCACAGUGGCGACCGGCCAUGCGCCUGUGACGAAUGUGGUCGUAACUUCCGUCAGUGGAGCGACCUCAAGUACCACAAAGCCUCCAUACACUCCGACCAGAAAAACUUCAAAUGUGAAUUCUGUGACAAGGAAUUCGCGCGGCGAUACUCGUUAAAUGUACAUCGACGUAUUCACACCGGCGAGCGUAAUUACAAGUGUGACUACUGUAAUAAGACAUUCCGCGCCUCCUCAUACCGCCUCAGUCAUAUGCGUACACACACAGGUAGUAAACCUUACAAGUGCCCGCAGUGCGAGAAAUGUUUCCGAGUCGCGUAUGACCUGCGCCGGCACAUGCUCAUACAUGAGAAGGUCCGCCUCAGGGUUGAUGAGAUGAAACCCAAAUCCAAAGAUUCCAAGGAUAAAAAAUCCAAGCCCGAAGAACCCAAGCCCAAGGCACAGGAAGUGAAACCAGCAAAGAAAUCUGCUGCUAACCGUCUUCCUAUACUAAAGAGUAUGUUAGACAAGAAACCUACAAAAACAACAAAGAAAACUCAAACUAAGAAAGGUGCUCCAAAUGUUACCGUUGCAACUAAUAAAGAUGUUGCAAUGAAAAUAAACGAUAAAUAUACGAAUAACGUCGAAGUAUUUGAUACUAGACAAGUUGAAUACAAUAAAUAUAAAGAUGUAUUUGAAUACAGAGGCAACGAGGUGUUGCAAGGUUAUAAAAAAGAUUAUUCCGAAGAAAUGGUGUACAAAGAAAGUGAUCGGUUGACUGAAGAGAGAGAAUUAGCAGUACUAAGACCUAUGUUCCGGAAUACUCCACCAAUAGAAGAGUUGGAGAAAAAUAAUAUGAGAUCGGAGAACACUGAUGGUAAUUUCCAAGUGUUUACACACAUUGAGAAGAACACGGAUGGAAAUUUUCAUGUAUAUACACAUGCGGAUAAAAGUAAAAAUUACAUAAUUCCUACAAGUGCCUCGCAAUCUGAUAUGAAAUUGGAUAGAGAACUGAUUAGGGAAGUGAGAAAUGAUGGACUUUCUUCGGAUAAUAUGGACAAUGUGUUUUUAGAAAGGUUAAGUGCGUUUUACAAUAUAACGGCAGUUUGAAAGUGUUGUGUAUCAGUGUGUACCCGAAGUGGGACCAAAUAGUGAAAUUGAAGUUUGUGUUCUUAUAUUUAAGUGUAAAGGUAAGAUCUCUUUGGUCUAUAAUUAUAUUUAGGGUAUGAUAAGGUUAGGUUAUAAACAUACAAGAUAAUGGGAAAAAGUAAUGUUUGAAAA